AUUCAUCUUAUUCUGGUUUCGUGUCUAACUUCCUGCUCGUAGCUGCUAAUUUUGUCAACUGAAGGGACGAUGGGUGCGGCGGAACCCAGUCUGGAAGAAUUGCUGGAACAGAAGAAGCGCGUCAGGAACCCUUUAGUUCCCGUCGGUGCACUUAUGACCGCGGGGGUGCUCACUGCUGGAUUAAUCAGUUUCAGACAAGGCAAUUCCCAUUUGGGUCAGAUAUUAAUGAGAGCUAGGGUGGUUGUUCAGGGGGCCACAGUUGCACUCAUGGUUGGCACAGCAUACUACUAUGGUGGGAAUCCCUGGAAAUCGAGUUAGACUCUGCAACUUGCCUCCAUAUUUUCCCAGUUUCUUGUGGUUCAUACCUGCAAACAUUACUAUAUAGGGUUGGAAUAUUCCUCAAUGGGAAACGAUAAGUGUUACAUUCAAUUGCAUCACAUGAUUAAAUUUGCCUAAGUGCAGGCCUUUUUUGUAUUUCAAAUAUGCAUGUGUUACAAUUCUAGUCAAUAAAAUUACUAUUCCUAUAGAACAAUUACUCUUAGUGCCCCGUGGCUGGUAUUUUGGAACUGUUUGAGUGUGGUGGUGUGGUUAUUCUAUAUAUAUUGCCUUUUGAUGAUUAAAGAAAGCUGCAUGAUUUAU
Messenger RNA from Rubroshorea leprosula, 639 nucleotides. Lineage: Eukaryota; Viridiplantae; Streptophyta; Magnoliopsida; Malvales; Dipterocarpaceae. The record is from the annotation of a GenBank genome assembly.